AUGGAGGUCAAGGUAGAAAUCUUGCGCUACGUACUCCCACCGAUGGCUAGCCCAGUGGAUCACGGAAUUCACCCACAGGCCGCUUACGUCGCCGCAGAGAAUCUAAUGUGCGUGUCCAAGGAAUUCAAGCAGGUGGUUGAAAUGGUUCACUGUAUCAAGGCCGUCAACAACGACGAUGGAAAGACGAAAUUUACCAUGGAUCCCAUGCGGGAUACUCUAGUUGUGUUUUGGAUGGCGCUUCCGAAUCCGAACCCGAACAAUUCAUGGAUUCAGUCCAUGAAGGUGGCGGGCUACGAAGUUGACGACAACGCCCUACCAAUCCGUCGUCUGAUCGCCCAUAGCCCAUUCCCUAUGCAGGCCCGGUCACAGGACCCCUCCGGAUUUAUUUCCCGAACCAACCGAGCACAAACCGUUGCGAACACUCUUCGGUGGUUAGACGUGCCUUUCGAGACGGAACUUCCUAUGUUCUCUCACUUUCCUUUCUUGGAGGAAGCCGUAGUAUCAGUCUCAAUGAUGAACCGAAUGUGGCAUAUUUCCGGAUUCCAAAUGGAGGGCCCGGAUGUUGUAGCACCACGCGAAAACGGCGAGUCGUGGGGCCUCAACCGUGUUAUGCCUCACAAUCGUGCUGCCUCGCGAUACUUCAAAGCUAAGGGUAUUGAGGCUGACACAGGAAUCUCUUGGGAGCUCCCACCCUCUGUCUUUUCCACCAACCACGGAUGCCUUAUCUCGCAGCCAGAAGAUAUCGCUUCGCAUGUUGAUCAAAACGCUGUCCUUAUGCAACCGCUAGACCGGCCAUUCAUUGGGCUAUAUGGGUAUAGUCGCGGUACUCGCUCACUGGGAGGCAAAUGGGCUGGCUUCCGCUACCACACACAUACCCACAAGGUCCAAUUCACCCCGCUGGCAUGGCACGAAGUCGAGCCGAUUGUGCAUCGGCUGGGCUACAAUCAUCACGCGGUCAGCCGUCAACUCCCUGGCGGAAGUGAUCCCCAGUUCAUCGCUCGCGUCUGGAUCAUUCAGGAAGGAACAGAGCCGAAGAAUGAGACACAUCACUGCUGGGUAGAUGUAAAGGAGCCCGAAGAAUACGACGAGCCUAUGGUGACGCAGAUCGCUACCACCUAG
This is a messenger RNA of Fusarium oxysporum Fo47, 1119 nucleotides long. RefSeq lists its product as uncharacterized. Bases 1 to 1119 code for a protein of 372 amino acids. The transcript has 2 exons. The record is from RefSeq and is a predicted model, not a curated record. NCBI's taxonomy places the organism in Eukaryota, Fungi, Ascomycota, Sordariomycetes, Hypocreales, Nectriaceae.